CCCAGUCCCACUUGUCCCAGCCCCUUCUUUGCAUCCGCCCGUUUUCCUGCUCCAACCUCUCCAUCCAGCAUCACAAUUUUCCAAUCGUGUCAAACCCUGAGACUUGCCAAACGCUUCAGUCCUCCUCCAUAACCCUCCCAUAUUUUAUUUUACUAGGGAAUCCUAGGAGUUGCUGUGUUUGUUGCCCCGGUGCGAGUCGCUUGUUUGACCUGUCAACAUCAACACGAUCACCUGCUACCUUGCGCGAUUUGUUGAUUUGAACAUCGCUGUCGCUGUCACGCAACCUCACCUCGCCGUCCAACCUCUCACCUUGCGACUCUUGGGCUCUUGCGACUCUCUUUGAUCCGUACCACCACCCGCCGCCGACCACGCAUUUUCAUCCCGCCUGGGAGCACCUUCACUUCGUGCCCACUCCAUUCUGCGCCCUCACAAUAACAACAACAACGAUAAUAGUCACCUGCUCCCCACUGCCAAUUCAAUUGACGUUUGUCUCUUUAUUCAAAGCAAUCGAACAAUGGCGGAAAUCAUGGAACCACCCUACCCGGCGACUCCUUCUCCCAGCUCCAGAGUCAGAACUCCUCCUGCCCCUCACCUGGGCUACUCCGACUCCUACGAGCCUUACACUCCUCGCAAGUCAUCCCGUAUUGCCAACCGCGCUGCCAACCGUACUCCCUCUCCCAGAGUUCCAUCAUCGCGUCGCCAACAUCAGCAACAUUCCGACCGGCCCGAGGAAACUUCAGAGGGUUCUCCCAAGUCAAUCAACCAAAAGAAGAAGUCGACCAUGGGUACACCAAGCGUUUCCCCUCAAAAGAAGCGUAUCGCCGCCAUGGAUUCUCCUCGUCGCACCCUCACCGCCGCCAGUGUUUCCGAUGCCGCUUCUGCCCUUGGCUUCACCAAGAAGUCAGCCGGCCUUCUUGCGCCUCGCACCACUGUCGCCAGCAGCAGCACCGGGAUGCUAAUCACCCCCGCCAAGACCCCCCAGAAGCCUCCUACCGAGGAGUCCAAGGCCAAGGUGGAAGCGUUUGCCCGCACCCUGUUCCGCGCUGAGGAUGAGGUCAUGCCCUCCCCUAGAAGGGCCCGCACCCAGGCCCACACCUUGGACAGCUUCACUGAGCAAGGCUCGGAUGAGUCGUUCCAUAUUCACGUCGACUCGCAUGAGCGCAUUCCCGAGGUCGACCGCAGCAUUGACAACCCCUUCUAUGUCGAGCCCUCAAGGGCCGCUGCCCCCUCGGCUCCUCGUCGCAGCCAGCGCCAGAUGGUCAGUGUUCCCGGCGAAGGCCAGAUCACAAUUGAAGAGGCCAUUCAGCGCGAGGAUGGUUUGGUCACCGUAUUCCGUGGCAAGAAGCAAUUCCACCUUUUCAAGAAGCGCGCCUCAGAGAAUAUCGAGGGUGGUUUGGAAAGUGCUGUCGAGGCGCCCGUGAGAAGACUCACCCGCGCCAGUGUCAAGCCCAGACUCCUCUUCCCUGUUGCCAAGCCCGAUGUGCCCGCCAUCUCGAUUGAAGAUGAAGAGGCGGAGACCGACAUCGAGGACCACGUGGUUGAGGAAGCCGCCCAAACUCUCCCAAUCACCCCAGCCGAAGCAGUUGAGAAGGUUCCCGGUACGCCCGAGGCCCCGCGUUUUGCUCCAGCCUCGCCGCCCACCACAGUGCGUGCCACUCGCAAGAAGGCCACGCCAACAGCGGCGUCGAGGGGCAAGCAAGCUAGCAAGCAAGCCACCAUUAAGGGCUGGCGCCAAACCAAGGCUGGCGUUUCCCCCACGACCACCAGCCAGAAACGGUCUGCAGAGCCUCUGCCUGUGGCCGGCCCAUCAAAGCGUGCUAGGAUUUGAUUUGGCUUAGGUGUUGUUGGCGCAGGUUUUCGGCAGAAAAAACUCCCAUCUGAAUAUUCGACGACAAAGUUUGGCGACAUUGGUUCGGAGUUUGGCAAAUGCAAUUACGGGUUAUCUUGUUUUGGGUUCUUUCUUUUCGGCACAGGUUAACAGCAUGCAUUCUACAUUCUCGUUAUUAUUCUUCAGCUGGGUUGUGAAGCCAUAUUAAGCUCACGACAUAAGAGUUUUAUUGCCCUUUUUUUCGUUUCUUUUUUUUUCCUGUCCUUUCUUCACGACGACGACGGGGAUAACCUUGAUGACACUAGUACGUAAGGGUAUCGAAAGGGGAUGGGGGGAGUCCUUGAACACACUUGGUUGCUAUCACACUUGAGGGUUUUGGGCUUGUCUAAUCGUGGGACAUGGGGAGUCUAUGAAGGGAUGGAUGGGAUUAAUUGAUUGUUGGGUCAUGUCAGAAUUAGGAAGAAUCGGGUAGCUGGGAAUGCGCUACGUCAAUAUUUGUAGAUUAGUUGAAGCACAGCAACAGAAGCACAGGCAAGCCAAUCAAGAACAUUUUUGUUGUUGUCA
This is a messenger RNA of Podospora bellae-mahoneyi, 2392 nucleotides long. RefSeq lists its product as uncharacterized. NCBI's taxonomy places the organism in Eukaryota, Fungi, Ascomycota, Sordariomycetes, Sordariales, Podosporaceae. The transcript has 2 exons. The coding region runs from base 515 to 1828 and encodes 437 amino acids. The record is from RefSeq and is a predicted model, not a curated record.